Molecule: messenger RNA, 342 nt
Organism: Perkinsus marinus ATCC 50983
Lineage: Eukaryota; Perkinsozoa; Perkinsida; Perkinsidae
Product: Defender against cell death, putative
Exons: 5
Coding region: 1-342 (113 amino acids)
Biological process (GO): protein N-linked glycosylation
Cellular component (GO): oligosaccharyltransferase complex; membrane
Source: RefSeq, a predicted model, not a curated record
AUGCUAGUCGCUGAUAUCCGUGUUAUGCUAGAGGAAGGUUGGGAGAAGUACAACGGCAUGACUCCACAGAAGAUCAAGAUCCUCGACUUGUUCAUUGUAUUUCUGGCUUACCUCUCGGUCGUUCAGUUUGCCUAUAUGUGGGUUGUCGGAACCUUUCCCUACAACUCCUUCCUUUCUGGUCUGUGGGCCACAAUGGGAACUGCUGUGCUCACCUGUUGUUAUCGUAUACAGCUGACCAGUGGUCAAGACACCUUCAAAGAGGUCGGGCCAGAGAGGGCCUAUGCGGACUACCUUGUUUGUGCGGGGGUUCUUUUUUUCAGCUGUGUGAACUUCCUCGGCUAG